Cryptotermes secundus is the source of this 1360-nucleotide messenger RNA. RefSeq lists its product as uncharacterized. The record is from RefSeq and is a predicted model, not a curated record. The coding region runs from base 152 to 520 and encodes 122 amino acids. NCBI's taxonomy places the organism in Eukaryota, Metazoa, Arthropoda, Insecta, Blattodea, Kalotermitidae. The transcript is spliced from 5 exons.
UUACCUAUGCAGAUUCGGGGUCCUUCGCCGAAAGGGAGAGAAAUCCGGGAGAUCCAUACUCAGGGCCAGGAACUCUGUACCCAUUAAAGCGUACAUCUUCACGUGUGUUCUGUACAGACUGGCUGCAACGUUACAUAUUUCAACACUGAAGAUGGAGGCAGCAUAUUACUCCGGAACGUCGGUAUCUUCUUACAAGACUAUACGAAGUCAGAACGCAGAAGACCAUAAUAUGAAAAAUUGCCGCAGCGGAAACCUCAAAAUAUGUGACAUGAGAAACAACCAAUCAAACAAACUUGUGUCUUAUGAGAUGCACCAUGGGAUCUUGAGAGGAGGCUCACCGCCAUUCUACACGACAGGCUCCGAGAUAAUUGUUCAGCUGUUCUGUGAGGUUCGUUACAAUGCUCGCAGCUUAUCUUCGGUUCAAAGGAUUCCUUGGACCGGGGAUCAACCCGCAGCAAGGCCGCUGACUACAAUGGACAAAGCAAAACAUAGAAAAUCGCAGACAGACUUCCGUGCCUAAACUGGGAUCCAAAUCUACAAUCCCAUUAGUUCGAGUUGGCGAAGAAAUUUAGUGCAACAAACCAUGCGGCCAUUGAAUAUUAUUAAGAUGGUCAGAUUGAAGUGGUUGAGAUAUUCGAGACAUAAAUAAGACGUAAGAUAAAUUGAUAUUAUAUUUUAUGUGAAAUCUGAAGGGAAGAGGCAGCUUGGAAAGUCGUGGCAUAGAUGGAACGAUAAUAUUAAAAUGGAUAAUGGAGAAAUAUGUUAGAUUGCGCAUAGGAUUCAUCUGGCUUAGAUAGGAUCCACGAGCCGAGAGUUCUUAUAAACAUCAUAAUUAAAUUUCGGCCUUAAAAAAUGCCGUUUCUUGUGAACACAGUACUAAAUGUCGAGUUCUAUUAAUUAAUUUAUUAAUUCUUAAUUUAUUUCAACGACGCUGGCAGUAACUCGGGCUGUAUAGUGUCGAAAGGUUUGAUGACCGCGAACAAUGAAUCUGAAAGGAUGUCGAAGGAAGUAGUCGUGAGUCUCUUUUCUAUUCCGAUAUUUACCUGGAGAGACUGAGAAAAUUCACAAAAUACUUCAGUUAGUCUAGUCGGAGUCCCGGCCGAUACUCAAUGCGGGCACCUCCUGAAUACAAUUCAGAAGCUUUACCACUUAAGUCAAUCUUCUUGAUGACUUUCAUUAAAUAGAGGAAAUUUCUGACCGAGUAACAGUUUCUCCGUAAUAGCUCCGCUUCAUAUUGUCAUUUGAUAGUUAUAAUCAGGAACUCCGUGGUUUUAGUCCGCAAGCGAACUAUACCGACCGAGCGACCGUUGCUUAUCGGCGAAAUUAAUGCGAAAUUUUGGGGAUAGAGAGUGUCACGUGG